CUAAAAUAAAAAUCUUGAUUCCACCGGUGAUAUUCCUGGUCUCGUUCCGUUACUUUCAACUCUCCGUCCAAACGCACCGUUUAGCUUAAUUCUUCUAAUCUUAUCGUUUGUUUCCUGAGAAAAUACGAUUCGGUAAGUAGAAGAAGAUCCGCGAGAAUCGCUAAGGAGUUCUCUCAACAAAGUCUAGAACUUUACACUCGCUUUCUGCUUUCUUUUCAAUUUUUAGUAGGAUUACAUCUUCGGUCAUCCCUUUCCAGGUUCUCUUAGGUUCAUUGAAACCCAAGUGCUCCCUUUGAUUGCUGAAGUUAUUGUUAAAUCAUAGCUACCAUGAAAGCUCGCUCAAGAAGAUUUUUGAACUCUGCAUCUCUGUUAAUUGUAUUUUUCUUCAUGGUUAUGAUUCAUAUUGUUCUUGUCGGAGCAAAUAUAUCAGAUAACCUAACAGCCCGAGAGCUUAGAGGAAGCUUGCAGUUGUAUGAUUGUCCUCAAUGUAUCGGCAGAAAGGAACAAGUUCUCAUAAAAUCUGCUGUUGCAGUCACCAACCAUCCAGAUGAACAGAACAUCGACAUAAUCGUGGCAUACAGUGACACUUCUGGUGCCAUUCGAAUUAGGACUGUGAAGUCUAGAGACCUAUCUGCUUCCUGGGUCUGGAAAAGUCCUAUUGAUAAAAAACAUGGCCAGACACACAGUUCCCAGGCACUAGACGAUCCAUCUCAAGUGGAAAUGAGAUUGGAAGACGAUUCUGAGCAUUCCACUGAUGAAGAUCAAUCUGAAAGUGAAAUACCAAAACUACAGAUGUCUCUGAUGAAUCCAGUGAAGCUCAAGCGCCGGAUGUUACGACAGGAGAGGAGGAAUCUCCGCACUGCGGAGCUAAUCAGACAAGACAAAGAGAUUGACAACCAGAUGCAAGCAGCUGCCAUUGAACGGGCUAAAGAGCUUGACACCACUAUCAAGGGAAAGUUCAGUAUUUGGAGGCGAGAGUAUGAAAAUCCAAAUUCUGAUUCUACCUUGAGACUCAUGCGCGAUCAGAUCAUAAUGGCAAGAGCUUAUGCUAGUGUUGCAAAAGCUAAAAAUGAAACUAGUCUAUACGAUACUCUUAUAAAACAUUCAAGAGAAAGUCAACGCGCCAUUGGAGAUGCUUCACUUGAUGCUGAGCUUCAGCCAAGUGCACUUGCUCUAGCAAAAGCGAUGGGUCGCAUUCUGUCUAUAGCCAAGGAUGAACUAUACGACUGUCUUACAGUAGCAAGGAAGCUAAGGGCGAUGCUUCAAUCUACAGAAGUGAAUGUAAAUUCACUGAGGAAAAAGAGUGCAUUCUUAAUUCAGCUAGCUGCAAAAACGGUCCCUAAACGAUUGCAUUGCCUUCCUUUACAGCUUACAACAGACUAUUUCCUUCAGGGUUAUGAAAACAAGGAGUUUCCUAACAGAGAUAAACUUGAAGAUCCUUCUCUCUUCCAUUAUGCCAUUUUUUCUGAUAAUGUACUUGCAACAUCUGUUGUUGUGAGAUCUACAGUGUUACAUGCGAAGGAACCCGAAAAGCAUGUAUUCCAUGUCGUAACAGAUAAAUUGAAUUUUGCAGCAAUGAAAAUGUGGUUUCUUGUCAAUCCUCCUGCCAGUGCGGCUAUCCAAGUCGAGAACGUUGAUGAUUUCACAUGGCUCAAUUCAUCUUACUGUCCUGUUCUACGUCAACUUGAGUCUGCUCGAAUCAAAGAAUAUUAUUUUAAGGCACAUCAAGCUUCUUCACUUUCUGAUGGGUCUGACAAUCUUAAAUAUAGAAACCCAAAAUAUUUGUCCAUGCUGAAUCAUCUUAGAUUCUACCUUCCUGAGGUUUACCCAAAGCUAGAUAAAAUCCUGUUUUUGGAUGAUGAUAUUGUAGUUCAGAAGGAUCUAACACCUCUUUGGUCUAUUGAUCUGCAAGGGAUGGUCAAUGGUGCAGUUGAGACCUGCAAGCAUAGUUUUCAUAGGUUUGAUAAGUACCUGAACUUUUCUAAUCCAAAGAUCUCCCAGAACUUCGAUCCAAAUGCUUGUGGUUGGGCGUUUGGCAUGAAUAUUUUUGAUUUGAAGGAGUGGAAGAAGCGAGACAUUACUGGAAUAUAUCAUCGCUGGCAAGACAUGAAUGAAGAUAGAACACUUUGGAAACUUGGCACGUUACCUCCAGGACUUAUAACUUUUUAUAAUCUGACACAUCCAUUGGAUCGGAGCUGGCAUGUGCUUGGCCUUGGCUAUGAUCCAGCCCUUAACCAAACAGAAAUAGAGAAUGCUGCUGUCGUCCAUUAUAAUGGAAACUACAAGCCAUGGUUGGAUCUAGCUAUCAGCAAGUACAAGUCAUAUUGGUCUAAAUAUGUAAUGUUUGAUUCUUAUCUUCAACUCUGCAACAUCAAUGAAUAAUGGUUUCAUAAUUUUAUAAAGUUUACUUUCUCUCUCA
This is a messenger RNA of Cornus florida, 2419 nucleotides long. Its product is annotated as probable galacturonosyltransferase 3. The transcript has 11 exons. The record is from RefSeq and is a predicted model, not a curated record. Gene Ontology annotation, molecular function: polygalacturonate 4-alpha-galacturonosyltransferase activity. Bases 328 to 2382 code for a protein of 684 amino acids. Lineage: Eukaryota; Viridiplantae; Streptophyta; Magnoliopsida; Cornales; Cornaceae.